AGGAAAAGUCCUUGCUGCUGAAUUAUUUAGCCGUGUUGUGGAAAACGGGAGAGCGAGCGCGCGCGAGAGAGAGAGAAGAGAGAGAGAGCACCUGUUUGUUGUUGUUUUGCUCUGUGUUGCCCACGCACGAGCGCUGGAUCAGAGCAGUCGGGGUUGUAUUUUAAUCAACUACGCAAAACGGUAAACGGUGACACUUACGCAAAGCGACUAUGAUAUGAAAAUAUUGUGUUUAGUCUAUCCAGAUUACUUUAUAGGUUUUUUUUUCCGCUUAUUUGCGGGACCAACUGCGAAAAAGUUAAGCCACUAGGAGGAGCUCAUAUUUCCCGAAAACUUUUUUUGUGGAUGAUUUUUUUGUUUGGCUUCUUGACUGCCAGUCAACUGCGCGGUAAUCCAAUCAUUUGUGAUGCCGAGGACGCGCGUUUCCGCUCGCGCUUCGUGCCGCUCGGAGAGUUCUCGAGCGCCGCAGGAUCCGGUGAGCACGCACGCACGCACGAGCACCUCAUCUCUCCUGAUGUUUACAGCGGUUUGGAACAGUCCACGGUUUGGAGUCAACUGUACACUACAUUACCCACGGCAAUACCGGGCCGGCGGCCCAGCCUUCUUAAAGGAGCAGGGGGGAUGCGGAGAGAGCGCCUCCCGGGCCGAGCCGUGUGAGAGCCCUCAGCCGAGCGAACUGGAACAAGUGUCGAUUAGGGGCGGGAUCGCGGUGCCGAAUAGCCGUGUGGCUUACCAGUCAAGAUCGCCUGUGUUCCGAACCCUCUCCAGGUCGUCGAGUGGAUAUUUUUCGUUCGACAGUGAGCCGAGCUCUCCGCUAAUCACCCAUAGCACGGCCACUCAGACCCCGAGUCCGUCUAGUCAAGUGAUAAUUCACGCCCUGCAGCGCAUUUCCGAAGCGCGAGGCGACGCGCACAAUGAUGAAUUAUGGCCUGCUCUCCAUAACCACUAUCCACCCCACGGAGAAGCAUCUGCGGGGGACAUGCAAGCGGAGUCAUACGUUGCGCAAGAGUUGCGGCGCAUCGGCGAUGAAUUUAACCAGCUUUAUUUUCAUGAGGCAGAAAGAAAUGGUGGCGCAGCCCCUCAGCAGGCCCAGAAUGAGCCCGCCAUCAUGCUGUGGAUAGGGCUCCUGAUUGGACGGCUAUUACAGUUCCUCCUGAGACAAAGAUGAUGGACAAGGAGAACACCCAGCAGACAAGUAGCACCCGAUUGUAGAUAUGUAAAUACACAGUGCUUGCUCUCUCUCUCUGUCUCUCUCUGUGUCUCUCUCUUGCUCUCUCUCCCUGUUCUUCUUUCGACUGCACGCUGACAUUGACAUUCCCUGUCCAGAGAAGAGAUUGGAAUCUGGAUGCCGUGGAAUUGGGUGGGGAAUUCUGGGAUCUAACAUGGAGUCAUAGACAGCUGUGUUUCCUGCAUGAACAUGGAAAGCUGAGCCAUUAAAACACUGGGUCGAGAAGGUUGCGAGACCUCUCUCUGUCUCUGGAGUUUUUCCGUUUUUCACCAAGUGAAGACGUGUCGAUCGCAUAUGCCUUCAUGGCCUCGGUUGCGCUAAUCUUUCUUUUUCAGUGCUCAUUCAUUGUUUGUUUUUUGUUAUUUUAAUUUUAACUAUGUAUAUCUUUUAAAAACUUGUCUUUUCUGUAUUUAUUUGCCACUGUUGUAUUUAAGUCGUGGUGGUUUUAAAAAUUUUUUUCCUUUUUUUUUUUUGAUUGUCUAUAACUGAAGUGGAUUAGUUAGCGGUAAUAUUGCGGUUCUGCCUGCCCUUCUUUAUUAAGUCAAAAUUUGCACUUCUGUUGAAUGAACAGUAUACACAAAAUUAUUUUUAAUACGUCAAAUCAUGUAUUGCCCGAAGAUCUUGGUGGAAACAAGGAAAUCUAUGACUGGUUACUGACCGCUUAUGAGGGCUACAGAAACAAACCAGGUCAGACAUUUGUGAGGUGUUAAUUUCACCUUUUGGCUUUUCAAAACUCUGAGGGACAGCCAGCUCAUAGCAGGGGUGUGAUUUCGACACUGUUUUUGCCGGAGAAACGUUAGCCUUGGCUAUAAUACUGACAGGCUCCUCCUCCCCCUCCCCCCCAUUUUGUGAAAAUGAAUGAAAGCAAGUGACUAAAACUUCUAAGGACAGACGAGACACAGGUUUCCACUUUAAAGUGAUUGAAAAGAAACUUUUAUUUUUAACAAAUUAAUGAUUUUAAUAGUUUUAAAUUUGGCCCAUGGUGUAAUUUAAUGAGUGAAAGGUUUAAUAAUACACUUGAGGUUGGUCAGCUGUGGUUGCAUUGGGCAUUUCAUCAUGGGUGGUGCUUCCACUUUUAAUUUUGUGUGUGUGUGUGUGUGUGUGUGUGUGUGUGUGUGUGUGUGUGUGUGAGAGAUUAAAGCUAUUCAGGGGAUUUUCAUAUGAGGUUUUUUCUUGCUGACUUUUGACCAAGAACAGCCUUUAUCACUGAGACUAGAUUCAAGAAACAUGAUGUAAUGAUGUUAUAAAACUAGCCUCAGUGACUCAGGGGAUUUAUACCUGUGGAGUUUUAAACAAAAUGGGCUUCCAACAUGAUCCAGUCCAUGGCUCUAACCUGCAUCUACUCAAGCCUUUUUUUAUGCAUUGCCAUUUCCUCAGUAUUGCAGUUAGCAUUGCAGAUGAUGAGUCAUAUUCUACACCACCAUUCUUGGUACUUAACAACUGUUAUGUUAAUUAUGUUAGACAUGUUAAGUGAUGACCAAUACCCAGAAGAAUCAGCAGAUAUUAAAAAUACUUACAAUCCACUUGCUAAAAUGUAAUUAUGGGCAUGUCACUUCCAUCAUAUUUUAAUCAUUUUAUUCACAAUUGAAUUUCUUGUCAAAAUGACAAGCCAUUUGUAGCUUGCCUUAACUGUUUCAGGUUUACCAGUCAAAACCAAAGAACUUGUUUCGACGUACUGUAUGUAAAUGUUGAUAUUUGCAUUGUGUUCUUUGACAUUAUGCAUGAUGUAUGCACAACCAUAAAGAUCAGGAUAUAAUCAAACUCCCGGUAAUGGAAAGGUCAUAUAUUUUAUGUCAAAAUAUUUCCGCUUUUUUUUUUUUUUCUCCUCAGAACAAACGUUUUCACAGAAGGUAAAUUUCAAGAUGAUCUGCAUUCCCGUUCACUGGAUUUAAGAUUCAGUCUCAUUAACUGAUCCACCUCGCAGACCCAGUACAUUUGUAGCAAAAUGUUCCUCUUUUAUCCUUUUUACAUUUUGUGUUUGCACUGAAACCUUGCUGUGCUCAACUUGUGCAAUACUGCUGUAAAUAAAAGCUUCUUUUUCAUCUUUCUAAAAA
Molecule: messenger RNA, 3279 nt
Organism: Neoarius graeffei (lesser salmon catfish)
Lineage: Eukaryota; Metazoa; Chordata; Actinopteri; Siluriformes; Ariidae
Gene: bcl2l11
Product: BCL2 like 11
Exons: 4
Coding region: 404-1165 (253 amino acids)
Source: RefSeq, a predicted model, not a curated record